GAAUUACUCUCAAAUUUACUAAAACAAGAGAUUUUCGCCCUAUCAUUGGUGUUUGAAAGAUAUGGGGUUAUUGUCUGUGAAAAUGUUGAUACCGGUAUUUUGAUUUUGAUUCGUUCUCAAUCGUGGGUUGUUAAUUGGUUUGAGAACAUGAUUUUGAAUUUUUCUACGAAAACAAAAUGAAUUUGCUUUGGUUUACAUUCUUAAACAUGGGAUGCGUGUACUUAAAUUUGUAAUCGACUAAACGACUGAAUUCAUAUAAAUUAUUGAUAUUUAGCAUUCAAUAAAACGGUUGACAGCGACUACAUUUGACUGUUUAUGCAUUUCACGGAUCAAAUGUAUACAUGUCUAUUACAUGUUAUUGUUUAAUAACAUGUUGGGCGCAAUAGUACUUUAUUGCAAAUUUAAAUUAGCGCAUACAUAUUUGAAGAAACGAUAUUGUAAGUGAAUCUAAUUACUGGUUAAAACCAUCGCCAAACAGUUAGAAAGGAAUAAUAAACCGCAGACAAAAAUAUCGCGAUUAUAGAUCAACAUGGCUUGCCUCAGUGCAAAAGCGCGCGCGUUUUUCGUUGAUGAAUUGUUAAACAAUAAGCAGCAAGCAAGGGAGGCCGCGGACGCUGCUGAAAUUCUGAGCCAAAUGGGCGAUUCUAUUGAAGCGACAGUCAGGGAGCGACUUGUGAAUGAUAUAAACCUUAGAGGAGAUUCAAGGGACGGAUGUCCGCCUAAUCCAUCGAUGGAACCAUGCGACUCUACUGAUGAGCUUCUGGUUCCCCAUGAAAGACGCGCUCGGACACUGGUUGCGGACACUCCCAACACAGUUGACAAAAGUGGUGAGGAGACGCGAAAAGGAAUUCAUGGUCGGCACUCCCGUUACCAGGACGCAGAGUCUCUGUGCGCUUCCAUGGGUGAAGAGUCGGGAUGCGCCCAUCAGACCGUAGUGGAAACGACGGACAAACAUGGUGACGUCAUCAAGAUGGAGUUGUGUCAAGGUGAACUCUGGCAGGCAUUUCACUCACUCGGGACAGAGAUGAUCAUCACUAAGACUGGAAGACGCAUGUUUCCCGCGCUUCGGAUCCGGGUUUCCGGUUUGAAGAAACUCACGAAGUACCGGGUCGCCAUGGAUUUUGUGCCUGUGGACAAGCACAAGUACAGAUACGUGUACCACAGCUCCCGAUGGAUGGUAGCUGGCGUGGGUGACUCACUGAAGGGGAACCAGUCGUACGAACAUCCGGAAUCCCCGAUGGCGGGGGAGGUGCUCAGCGCGCAGGUAGUCUCCUUCGAGAAGAUCAAACUCACCAACAACGAGGCUCCCGCGCCCGGCCAGAUAUCCCUACUGUCGAUGCAGAAGUUCCAACCGCGCAUCACUAUCACAGACAAGGGCGACAGUUCGUGCAGCGUUUCCGUUACGUUCCCUCAGACAUCUUUCAUCGCAGUCACCGCGUACCAAAACCAGGAGAUUACCCGUUUGAAGAUCGCACGGAAUCCAUUUGCAAAGGGUUUUCGAGAAGCAGGCAAAUGCAGAAGUUCUCUGGAAGCCAUGAUGGCCAGCUUUGGAGUUGUUCUUGACGGCAGAAAGAACUUAACACCUCCGCUCAAAAGGAAACUGUCCGAGAUGGACGAGGAAUGCACAGAUGCAAAGUCCACAGACAAUCACGUUUCAAUAUCUGCUAGCCAAUCGUCCUACUCGACACAUAACUUGGCAUGUCUAAAUAUAUCCGGGAGCUGCUAUUCAGGGUCACCAUCUAUACCAACAUUGUACCCGGCGUUUCGCGGACCCGUUUCAACUCAGGGCUUGCAAACCAACAAAAAAUCGACCAGCCCUCUUUCAACGUUAUCAGCAGGCUUCGAUUAUACGAAACAGGGAAUGCGUCCAGUUUUCAUCUCAAACCAAACAUUACCGGUCUAUGUUCCCUCCACGCGAAUACAGGAAGUGCAUCCAGCAUUCAGACUGUCUUCGUUCGCCCAUAUUGAUCCACUUAUUCUGGACGCUUAUUACAAAAGUUUACUAUCAUACCCGUCUAUGCAAAAUAAUAUGAUGUUUUCUCAAUCAGUGAAAUCAGUCAACCACAGCGACACGAAACACGAUAAGUUCGGACACAGUGUGUCAAAUGCCUUUGAUUCAAUACACGAUGACAGAGAAAUUGUUUUAAACUUAUGUACAACGUAACAUUGCUCGUCUUAAAAUAUAUAUUUCGAAUGUA
Dreissena polymorpha is the source of this 2198-nucleotide messenger RNA. RefSeq names its product T-box transcription factor TBX18-like. NCBI's taxonomy places the organism in Eukaryota, Metazoa, Mollusca, Bivalvia, Myida, Dreissenidae. Gene Ontology annotation, biological process: positive regulation of DNA-templated transcription; regulation of transcription by RNA polymerase II; cell fate specification. The record is from RefSeq and is a predicted model, not a curated record. Gene Ontology annotation, cellular component: nucleus. The transcript is spliced from 8 exons. Gene Ontology annotation, molecular function: DNA-binding transcription factor activity, RNA polymerase II-specific; RNA polymerase II cis-regulatory region sequence-specific DNA binding. The coding region runs from base 530 to 2164 and encodes 544 amino acids.